AUGAUGGAUACACAGGAAAUACUGGCCAGAGCCCUGCAGGCCGCAGAGGCCGCUGAAGAUCUGCGCGCCUUGGAUGAAGUACGCGUUGCCUAUCUCGGUAAAAAAGGCGAAUUGACCGGCUUGUUGAAAGGUCUGGGCAAACUCGACGCAUCGGAGCGUCCAGCUGCCGGGGCCAAAAUCAAUGAAGCCAAAGAAGCCCUCCAGGCGACCCUGGAUCUGCGCAAAAACAAUCUGGAGCAGGCUCAGCUGGCGCAGUCACUGGCUCAGGAAUCCGUAGAUAUCAGCCUGCCGGGUCGCCACCCGGAUCAAGGUGGCUUGCACCCUGUUACCCAGGCGAUGUAUCGCAUCGAAGAAAUAUUUGUGGGUGCUGGCUACUCGGUAGUGACCGGGCCAGAGGUCGAAAACGACUAUUACAAUUUUGAAGCACUGAACAUUCCUGCCCACCAUCCUGCCAGAGCCAUGCACGACACAUUCUAUUUUGGUGACGGCCAGUUGCUGCGUACGCAUACCUCGCCCAGUCAGGUGCACACUAUGGAAAAUCAGACGCCACCAAUACGGGUGAUCUGCCCGGGUCGCGUCUAUCGGCGUGAUUCUGAUUUAACGCACAGCCCCAUGUUUCAUCAGGUAGAAGGGCUGGUAGUGGACAAAGACAUCAGUUUUGCUGACCUUAAAGGCACCGUUACUGAUUUCAUCCGUAAGUUUUUUGAAAAAGAUCUGGCGGUUCGUUUCCGACCCUCUUAUUUCCCCUUUACUGAGCCGUCUGCAGAGGUGGAUGUGCAGUGUGUGCACUGUAUGGGCGACGGCUGUCGUGUGUGCAGCCACACGGGCUGGCUCGAGGUCAUGGGUUGCGGUCUGGUGCAUCCGAAUGUGCUGGAAAUGUCCGGUAUAGAUUCAGAAGUGUAUUCCGGCUUUGCUUUUGGUUUUGGUGGUGAUCGCUUAGCAAUGUUGUUGUAUGAGGUGGACGAUCUGCGUCUGUUUUUUGAAAACGACGAUAUGAAAUUCAGUGAGGCAUGGUUGCGCGAAUGGGUUAAUCCCGAUCUUGCUCGUGAAGACUUAUUGCAGCAACUCACCAUGGCCGGUCUGGAAGUGGACGGUGUUGAGCCCGUGGCGGAGACGUUUUCUGGUGUGGUUGUGGGCUUAGUAGAAAGCUGCGAAAAACACCCGGAUGCGGACAAGCUUUCUUUGUGCAGCGUUUUUGAUGGCAAGGAGCGCCACCAGGUUAUUUGUGGUGCGCCUAACGUACGUAAGGGUCUGGUGACGGCUUACGCAAAAGUGGGCGCGGUCCUGCCCGACAAUUUCAAAAUCAAAAAGGCAAAGCUGCGCGGCGUUGAGUCGUUUGGCAUGUUGUGUAGCGCCGCUGAACUCGGGCUGGGUGAUGAUCAUGAUGGCAUUCUGGAACUGCCCGAAGCGCUUUCCGUCGGCGCUGAUUUCUUUACCGCUUACGCGCUGGACGACGUCACGGUUGAUGUUGAUCUGACACCUAACCGCGGUGAUUGCUUGAGUUUACGAGGUUUGGCCCGGGAAGUCGGUGUGCUUAACAACCUGACGGUCGCUUACCCGCAGGUAGACGCUGUCGCAGCGACUCACAAUGAAACCUUCACGGUUGAGCUGGCCAAUCCCGAGGGUUGCCCACGCUACCUGGGUCGUGUGAUCAAAGGUAUCGAUCUGACAAAACCCACGCCGGCCUGGAUGCGCGAGCGUCUGCGACGAUGUGGUUUGCGCAGUAUUGACCCUGCCGUUGACGUGACCAACUAUGUGCUGAUUGAGCUCGGCCAGCCCAUGCAUGCGUUCGACCUGAACCAGAUCUCCGAUGGCAUUGUUGUCCGCAAUGCGGUGGCAGGCGACAAUCUGACGUUGUUGGAUGGCCAGGAUGUGGAUCUUGAUGAGCAGACCCUGUUGAUCACGGACGCCAAUGGCCCGGUUGCUAUCGCGGGCGUCAUGGGCGGUGAACGCAGCGGUGUGCAGACAAACACCGAAGAUCUGUUUCUUGAGUGUGCCUUUUUCAGCCCGCUGGCCAUUGCAGGCACUGCGCGACGCUAUGGUUUGCAUACCGAUGCCUCCCAUCGUUAUGAACGUGGUGUGGACUAUGAACUGCAGGCUGUGGCGAUGGAGCGCGCUACGCAGUUGCUGAUUGAUAUUGUCGGUGGUGAGCCCGGUCCGGUGACGGAAGUGGUGGCCAGUGAACAGCUGCCCAGUGCGCAGCCCGUGACCUUGCGUCAGCGCCGUUUGCAGCAGCUACUGGGCACCGCAGUUGAGGCUCAGCAGGUGGAUGACGCCUUUGCGCGGUUAGAUUUCAAAGUCAUCGAGCGCAGCGACAAAGAUGGCGAUAUAAGCUGGACCAUUGUGCCGCCCAGCCAUCGUUUUGAUAUCGCCAUAGAAGCCGACCUUGUAGAAGAGAUCUGCAGGAUCUUCGGCUACAACAACAUCCCCAGUAAGAACCCGACUGCGGCGCUCGAAUUGCGUUCUAUUGAUAUAGAGCAGAACUCAGAGGCCGCGCUGAAGCGCCACCUGGCAGGCCUGGGGUUACAGGAGGUGAUCACCUACACCUUUAUAGACCCAGCCUUGCAGGACCUGCUUGACCCGCAGGUUGCCCCGCUUGCAUUGGCAAACCCCAUGUCUUCGGAACAGUCUGUUAUGCGUACCAACAUGCUGCCAGGCCUCGUGGAUGCCGCGCAGAACAACAAGGCACGACAGCAGGAUCAGGUGCGGAUAUUCGAAGUUGGCCAGACCUUUUUGCCAGAUUCCCAGGGGCUUAAGCAGCGCAUGAUGGUGGCUGGUCUGUUAUGGGGACGACGCCAGGCGCAAAACUGGCAUGCGGGCAGUGACAAUGUCGAUUUCUAUGACCUCAAAGGUCUGGUAGAUGAUCUCUGCAACUGGGCGGGAUUGUCUAAUGUGCAGGUUGAACGGGCGGAUGACAUGGUGCUGCAUCCAGGGCAGAGCGCGAAUCUGCUGGUUAAUGGGCAACCCAUCGGUCGCUUCGGGCGUUUGCAUCCCGAAGUUGAAAACCGCCUGGAGCUGAGCGGCGUGUUUGUCUUUGAGCUGGAUGCACAGAGUAUCCUGUCGCGGCCACGGCGGGUGUUUACCGGCUUAUCGCGUUAUCCCAGCGUGCGACGGGAUUUUGCUGUGGUGGUCGAUAAGGCGGUUACCGCCGCAGAGGUGGAAGCAGUGGUGCGUGAAGCGCUCGGUGAGAUCCUGGUUGAGUUCAGGUUAUUUGAUGUCUAUGAAGGCAAAGGCAUUGAUUUAAAUGAAAAAAGUCUCGCGAUAGGCUUGACCUUGCAGAGCCAAGACGCCACCCUUAACGAGGAAGACAUAGGACACUACGCCCAAGCCGCCGUGAGCGCACUGGAGUCUGCCGUUAAGGCAAGAUUAAGGUAG
This is a messenger RNA of Symbiodinium pilosum, 3375 nucleotides long. The record is from the annotation of a GenBank genome assembly. Lineage: Eukaryota; Dinophyceae; Suessiales; Symbiodiniaceae.